Molecule: messenger RNA, 2078 nt
Organism: Cheilinus undulatus (humphead wrasse)
Lineage: Eukaryota; Metazoa; Chordata; Actinopteri; Labriformes; Labridae
Gene: cry5
Product: cryptochrome circadian regulator 5
Exons: 11
Coding region: 104-1669 (521 amino acids)
Biological process (GO): entrainment of circadian clock by photoperiod; circadian regulation of gene expression
Cellular component (GO): cytoplasm; nucleus
Molecular function (GO): FAD binding; DNA binding
Source: RefSeq, a predicted model, not a curated record
GUAACACACUAAACGUGUAAGUUACUAAACACCAGCUCCUCAAUACAUCCUGCUUCAACACCCUUUGUAGCUUGUUACCGUACCGUUCACAAGGCCUCAAGGUAUGGCUCACACAUGCAUUCACUGGUUCCGUAAGGGCCUUAGGCUGCACGACAACCCAGCACUGGUGGCAGCUCUCAGGGACUGUAAGGAGCUCUUCCCCGUGUUCAUCCUGGACCCCCACCUCCACAACAAGACUUGCUAUGGCAUAAACCGCUGGAGGUUCCUCAUUGGAGCUCUGAAGGACCUGGACUGCAGCCUAAGAAAACUCAACUCCAGGCUGUUUGUUUUGAGAGGCAAUCCGGAGGACGUGUUCCCCAAGCUGUUCAACCAGUGGAAAGUAACAAAGUUGACUUAUGAGUAUGACACAGAGCCAUACAGCUUGAGUCGUGACAAAACAGUGACCGCACUUGCCAAAGACCAUGGAGUAGAAGUCAUUUAUAAAAUCUCACACACUCUGUAUGACAUAGAAAGGAUAAUUGAGGAAAAUAAUGGAAAGACUCCUCUGACUUACGUCCGCAUGCAGGCAAUAAUGAAAGGUCUUGGUGCCCCUAAAAGACCAAUCCCUGUUCCAACUAUGGAAGAUAUGAAAGAUGUUAAGACCCCACAUUUUGAAAAGCAUGAAAGGGACUAUGGGCUACCUACUCUGGAAGAGCUCGGUCACAACACCACAGGUCUUUUUGAGGAGAAGUUUCCAGGAGGAGAGCAGGAGGCUCUGAGGAGAUUAGAUGAACAUAUGCAGAAAACGGGGUGGGUGUGUAGCUUUGAGAAGCCGCAGACUUCGCCAAACUCCCUGACUCCGAGCACCACAGUCCUCAGUCCGUAUGUGACGUUUGGCUGCCUCUCUGCACGCACCUUCUGGUGGAGGCUGACAGAAGUUUAUCAGGGGAAGAAGCACUCAGAUCCUCCAGUUUCUCUGCAUGGUCAGCUUCUCUGGAGAGAGUUCUUCUACACAGCAAGUGUGGGAAUUCCUAACUUUAACAAGAUGGAGGGUAACUCUGUCUGUACCCAGGUUGACUGGGACACAAAUCCAGAAUAUCUUGCUGCCUGGAGAGAGGCUCGGACUGGUUUCCCCUUCAUUGAUGCCAUCAUGACUCAGCUGAGACAGGAGGGCUGGAUCCACCACCUGGCCAGACAUGCUGUUGCUUGUUUUCUCACCAGGGGAGACCUGUGGAUCAACUGGGAAGAGGGGCAGAAGGUGUUUGAGGAGCUUUUGCUGGAUGGUGAUUGGGCUCUGAAUGCUGGAAACUGGCAGUGGCUCUCAGCCAGCACCUUCUUCCACCAGUUCUUCAGAGUCUACUCACCUGUCGCGUUUGGCAAGAAGACAGACAAAAACGGAGACUACAUCAAAAAAUACCUUCCUCUUCUGAAGAAAUUUCCAGCUGCAUACAUCUAUGAACCAUGGAAAGCACCACGCAGUGUUCAGGAGGCAGCAGGAUGCAUUGUGGGUAAAGACUACCCAAGGCCUAUUGUUGAGCAUGAAGUGAUCAGCAAGAAGAACAUCCAGAGGAUGAAGUCAGCUUAUGCAAAGAGAUCAGCUAACCCUGAAUCACCCAGCAAAAAGCAAGGUGUAAAACGCAAGCAGCCAUCUAUUGCAGAUGUGAUGAAGAAGAAGGAGAAAAAAAAGUGACCUUUACACAAAAUUUAUGCAAAAUGAUGUCAUAUGUGACCCAAAAGUCUUUAUACUGAAAAUAUACAGGGAUUGGUGUCUGUUAACAAAUAUUCUCACUUGACUAGAAAUAGCAGCAGGUUUUAACUUCUUUUAUUCAGGCUCAUUAAAAGAAUUUUAAAUAUUAAGCACUGUUUUUCUUUUUCUUUUGCAUUGUAGAUAAGUUGAGGUCAAACGACAUUCAUGUUCCUUGUGAGCUGAAAUUAAACUAGAAAAAUAUUUGUCGGUCUCAUCUGGUUUAAAGAUUUCUUUGUGUAAGCUUUAAAUAUAUUCAUUUUAUUGUCUUUGUGUUACUGUUAAUCUCAAAUUCUUCUGACUUUCUGGAGGCAGCUUUACUGGUUUAUAUUUCACUCCAAUAAAAGUUUGUGUA